Messenger RNA from Neomonachus schauinslandi (Hawaiian monk seal), 1851 nucleotides. RefSeq names its product cytidine and dCMP deaminase domain containing 1 (gene CDADC1). Gene Ontology annotation, molecular function: dCMP deaminase activity; zinc ion binding. Gene Ontology annotation, cellular component: cytoplasm. The coding region runs from base 112 to 1659 and encodes 515 amino acids. The record is from RefSeq and is a predicted model, not a curated record. The transcript is spliced from 10 exons. Lineage: Eukaryota; Metazoa; Chordata; Mammalia; Carnivora; Phocidae. Gene Ontology annotation, biological process: dTMP biosynthetic process; dUMP biosynthetic process.
UUGGCGGUUGCCGUAUAGUUGCUGGGAGGAGGCGGGAGGUGGAGCCGCUGGGGCUAAGAUCAUGCCAGACAGCGAGAGGUAUUCUGGGCAGCAGAGGCCGCUAGGCUUGGGAUGAAAGAAGCAGGGCAGAUGCAAAAUCUGGAGAGCGCGGGGGCCGGGCGGUCAGUCAGCACCCAGACUGGCAGCAUGACUGGUCAAAUACCAAGGCUUUCUAAAGUCAACCUUUUCACUCUGCUCAGUCUCUGGAUGGAGCUCUUCCCAGCAGUAAAAGCCCAAAGACAAAAAUCUCAGGAAAAGGAAGAGGGAAAACAUGGACCCUUAGGAGAUAAUGAAGAGAUGGCCAGGAUAUCUACUGACAAAAAACAGGUGAAGAGAACUGGUCUUGUGGUGGUGAAAAACAUGAAAAUUGUUGGUCUCCACUGUUCUAGUGAAGAUUUACAUGCUGGAAAAAUUGCUCUUAUAAAACAUGGGUCAAGGCUGAAAAACUGUGAUCUCUAUUUUUCCAGAAAACCAUGUUCUGCUUGUUUGAAAAUGAUUGUAAAUGCUGGAGUUAACCGAAUUUCAUACUGGCCUGCUGAUCCAGAAAUAAGUUUGCUUACUGAGGCUUCUAGUUCUGAAGAUGCCAAGUUAGAUGCCAAAGCAGUGGAAAGAUUGAAGUCAAACAGUCGGGCCCAUGUGUGUGUCUUACUUCAGCCUUUGGUGUGUUAUAUGGUGCAGUUUGUAGAGGAGACCUCUUACAAAUGUGACUUUAUUCAAAAAAUUGCAAAAACAUUGCCGGAUGCUAACGUUGACUUUUAUUCUGAAUGUAAACAAGAAAGAAUAAAGGAAUAUGAAAUGUUAUUUUUGGUUUCAAAUGAAGAAAUGCAUAAGCAAAUACUGAUGACUAUAGGCUUGGAGAACCUAUGUGAAAAUCCAUACUUUAGCAAUCUAAGGCAAAACAUGAAAGACCUUAUCCUACUCUUGGCCACAGUAGCUUCCAGUGUGCCCAACUUUAAGCACUACGGAUUUUAUUGUGGUAAUACCGAACAGAUUAAUGAAAUUCACAAUCAAAGUUUGCCACAAGAAAUUGCAAGGCACUGCAUGGUUCAGGCCAGGUUAUUGGCAUAUCGAACUGAGGAUCAUAAAACUGGAGUUGGAGCAGUCAUUUGGGCAGAAGGAAAAUCUAGAAGUUGUGAUGGAACAGGCGCGAUGUACUUAAUAGGAUGCGGUUAUAAUGCUUUUCCUGUUGGAUCUGAGUAUGCUGACUUCCCACACAUGGAUGACAAACAGAAAGACAGAGAAAUAAGGAAAUUCAGAUACAUUGUACAUGCGGAGCAGAAUGCCUUGACAUUUAGGUGUCAAGAAAUAAAACCAGAAGAAAGAACUAUGAUUUUUGUCACAAAGUGCCCAUGUGAUGAGUGUGUACCUUUAAUUAAAGGUGCAGGCAUAAAACAGAUCUAUGCCGGGGAUGUAGAUGUUGGAAAAAAGAAGGCAGACAUCUCUUACAUGAGAUUUGGGGAACUUGAGGGUGUUAGCAAAUUUACAUGGCAGCUGAAUCCAUCAGGAACUUGUGUUCGUGAACAAAAUGAGCCUGAAAGCAAAGAGAAUGGUGUGUUGAGACCCUUACCUUCGGGUGAAGAACAGCACCAAAACAAAAAGCUGUGUCUUGGAAACCACUAAGAAGUCCUGUCAAAACUGGAGUGAGGCCUCGAGAAUUUGCAUUGCACAUUUUAAAAUUCAUCCUUGUUAACUCAGAAAAUAAGGGUGGAUUUUGUGAAUAACUGAGAAAAAUUGUAAGGAAGAUAAGUUAUUACUACCAUAUGGAUGACGUUAAUGAGAAUAUUUUUAGUUUAGAUUCGUGUGUUUUCCAGA